AGGUGCCUGGCCUGCCAACCCAACUGGCAACGUACAGUAGCAAGCUUUGCAGAGCAGGACAGCUUCCCAGCCGAGAAGCGGAACUCGCCCGGCUUCCGGUUUAGUGCCUGCUUCCGGAUUAGCGCCUGUUUCCGGUUUCUUCCCCGCCUUUUCCGUUUCCGGCCGCUCCUGCCGCUUUUGGUCGGCGCGGUGGCUCUGACCGCUGUCAGGUGGAGGUGGUUCCGAUUCCAAACUCUAUGGCUGUGGUGGGGUCUGUGAAGACUGCACUGCAGGUGGCCGAGGUGUUGGAGGCCAUUGUGAGCCGCUGCGUGGGGCCGGAGGGGCGGCAAGUUUUGUGUACGAAGCCCACCGGCGAGGUGCUGCUCAGCCGGGAUGGAGGCCGCCUCCUGGAGGCGCUACACUUAGACCAUCCCAUAGCCAGGAUAAUAGUGGCGUGUGUUUCCAGUCAUCUAAAAAAGACAGGAGAUGGUGCUAAAACCUUUGUUAUCUUUCUUUGCCAUUUACUCAGAGGACUUCGUGCAAUCACAGAAAAAGAAAAGGAUUCAUUGAUUUCUGAAAAUAUUCAAACUUUUGAAAGAUGUUGGAAAAAUUGUUGUCAGUGGAAAUUUAUUUGUCAAGCUCUAUUGACGUUUCAGACACAAAUUCUAGACGGCAUUAUGGACCAGUACUUAAGUAGACACUUUUUAUCCAUCUUUUCUUCAUCUGCUAAAGAGAGAACAUUGUGUAGGAGCUCCUUAGAGUUACUCCUAGAAGCAUACUUUUGCGGAAGAGUGGGAAGAAAUAAUCACAAAUUUAUUUCACAGUUGAUGUGUAACUUCUUUUUCAAGUCCACGAUUUCUGACAGUAGGCUGGAAGUAUUUGAGUUAGUGGAUGACUGUUUUGUAGAGUUGAAUGUCAGUGUCACUGGCCUCCCUGUGUCAGAUUCUAGGAUCAUAGAUGGUCUUGUGCUUCACAGAGAUUUUUCUGUUUACUGCCCAGCAGAUGGUGACAUGCGAGUAGCAAUAGUAAGAGAAACCAUUCAGCCUCUUUUUUCAACUUCUGGAUCAGAGUUUGUUCUAAACUCAGAAGCACAGUUUCAGACAUCUCAGAUUUGGAUUAUGGAAAGAACAAAAUCAAUAAUGAAACAUUUACGUAGUCAGAAUGUAAGAUUGCUCCUCUCUAGCGUGAAACAACCAGAUUUAGUGAUUUAUUAUGCAAGGCUGAAUGGCAUAUCAGUGGUGGACUGUUUAUCGUCAGAAGAAAUUUCUCUUAUUCAAAGGAUCAUUAGUCUUUCCCCAUUUGUACUUCCACAGGCCUCUUUACAGUGUGAAAUUUCUAACCCUGCUUUGGUGAAAUUUUGUAAACCUCUUAUCCUUAGAUCCAAAAGAUAUGUCCAUCUUGGUCUGAUGAGCACAUGUACAUUUGCACCACAUUGUAUAAUUCUUUGUGGACCAGUGCAGGGUCUUAUUGAACAACAUGAAAAUGCUUUACAUGGAGCAUUUAAAAUGCUUCGGCAGUUAUUUAAAGACUUUGAUCUAAAUUAUGUAAAAAAAAGCAAUGACCAAAAUGACACAUUAAGUCCUCAUGUAAAGAACAACGAUGAAUUAGAAAAAAAUCAAUAUUUACAAGCACACUCAAAUUUGGUAGUUUCAGAUGCUGAAUUAGAAACAUAUAUUCCAUGUUCAACACCAAAACUGCUACCAACAGAUACAGUCCAAACAGAUGAAACAUGGAGAUGUUUGCCUCCUGAAAAUAAAAAGAUCAAUGAUGACUAUGAACUAUUAAUUGAGAGUAAUUCCAGUAGUAAUCCUAUAACAGAAAAUACUAGAAUAGAAACUUAUUGUGAAAAUCUCCAGGUCACAAAUAUUGCUGGAAAGGAGAGCACAUUACCAAUGAAAUACAAAUCACUAGAUACACAUAUUUCACAGAGUUACUGUUCUUCAUCUGUGCCAGCAGGUUGUGUUUUGCCUGUGGGUGGGAGUUUUGAGAUCUUACUACAUUACUACCUUCUCAACUAUGCCAAAAAAUGUCAGCAAUUACAAGAAAUCAUGGUUAGUAAAUUAAUAGCCAGUGCACUUUUAGGCAUUCCCAAAAUUCUUUAUAAACCUAAGAAAGGAAAUCACAACUUUCCACAAAUAUAUUUGAGAGCUCUCCAUGCACUGCAGACAAAUCAACCCAUAAUAAGCUGUCAGGCAGGUUUGGAAUCAGUAAUUGGUAAAUACCAUUUACUAACUUCAGUUCUUCAAUGUUUGACAAAAAUAUUAACUGUUGACUUGAUAAUCAAUAUUAAGAGACAGCCUCAAAAAAGUUGUGAUCAAGAUUCAGAAGAUGAACUUCAGCAUUAGAAGUUUUUUGUUAACCAGUCUUUAAUCCAACUAGAACUAUAAAAUAAUGCAGGCAUAUGAAUACUGGUUCUCAAGACAAUUCAGUCUACUCAGGAAAACAGCAUAAUUUCAAAUGUCUUUAGAAGUGUGCUAAGACCACCAGACCAUUUAGAUGCAAAUAUUAGGCUACUUUAUGGAACAAAACUAAAAGGGAAGCCAGGAUCCAGCUAAAUGUGUCUCUUUUGCGUUUUAUGUCUGUGUCUGGCCUCUGUGUUAGUCUGUGUGUUUUCAGAGUGUUUUGUUAAAGUGGAUACUUUAGUUCUUACAUUUAUAUGCUACUGGUUUCAUUUCUAUUCAUCUGUAAAAAAAAAACUGAUAGAUUUUUACUACUCAUAUACCUCUGAAUAUAUGUUAUGAGAAAUGGUAUUGCACAUUGUGAAUCCAUUUUAGUUCUGUAAUUAAAAGUUAAUUCCAGAAACAAUAUGGAAUUUAUUCUUUUUAUUUUCUCCUAGAGCCUACAAAUCUUGUAAAGAGAUUUCAUGUACUUACCGGGUUUUCUUGUAUUUAAUGAGUUAAGCCAGAGUUAAGUAGUAACAAAUAAUUUGACAAUUGUUUCUAAUUUGAAUUUAUAAAUGUUUGUAUUUUAUUUUGAAAAAAAAAAAAGCUAUGCCUCUAGCUGUAGGUAGGAACAGUGCCUUGUAUUUGUACUAGUUCUCAAAAACACCGAAAACAGUGCUUUGUUUAUUCCAAGUAUGCAAAAGUGCUUGUGAAAUAAAACAGUUCUAUCUUUGUUCUGUUUCCCUAAAUGCAUGUUUCCAAUUUACUUAUUCAAAAAACUACUGAGUACACAUUGUGCGCCAGAUACUGCGGUCGAUACUGAGCGUGUGUCUUCAUGCACUUUUCCUCAAAGGUGGAUGGAAAGAGACAUGUGCAACACUUAGGUUAGGAUUGAUUUAGGAAAGCCAAAGAAAAAAAUUAUGAUUGGGUAAAUAGUGACAAAUAAUGUAUUAGAAAACUGGAAUCAUGUCAUGCAGAAUCUUAUGACCUUUUAUAUUAAAUAUAGUUCUGCUUUUUAAAGGUGUGCAGCACAGGACACAUUAUUUUGGUGAAUGCGAAGAGUAAUGUAGCUUUUUUAUGGAAUUUUUAGAGGAAUGAACCUGUGUUAAAAUUGAGUAAUUUUUUUCCAUUCAUUUUCAAUUGACUGUGGGGUCAUUUUGCUUUAUUUUGUUACUGUUGUUGUUGAAGGCAUUCAGAGACUUUAAAAUAUAUCCAGUGUUGUUAAUAUGGUAAGCAUGUAAUUAGGCGUUUAAUGUCAGUAGUUCAGAAAACUUUUUGUAAGCUGUCUUUGUUUGAUUGGUUUGGUAUUUUGCAAACAAGUCAAUAAACAUCUGUUAAGGA
This is a messenger RNA of Cavia porcellus (domestic guinea pig), 3701 nucleotides long. RefSeq names its product Bardet-Biedl syndrome 10 (gene Bbs10). The record is from RefSeq and is a predicted model, not a curated record. Gene Ontology annotation, biological process: chaperone-mediated protein complex assembly. The transcript is spliced from 2 exons. Lineage: Eukaryota; Metazoa; Chordata; Mammalia; Rodentia; Caviidae. Bases 237 to 2324 code for a protein of 695 amino acids. Gene Ontology annotation, molecular function: ATP binding.